Messenger RNA from Gossypium raimondii (Peruvian cotton), 4544 nucleotides. RefSeq names its product RNA polymerase II C-terminal domain phosphatase-like 1. Gene Ontology annotation, molecular function: RNA polymerase II CTD heptapeptide repeat phosphatase activity. The transcript is spliced from 17 exons. Lineage: Eukaryota; Viridiplantae; Streptophyta; Magnoliopsida; Malvales; Malvaceae. The record is from RefSeq and is a predicted model, not a curated record. Bases 1071 to 3920 code for a protein of 949 amino acids.
CGAAUAUAUAAAAUUGGUUUAUCCUUCUUUUUGGCCAACAAAUUUAUAAUUGUUUAAUAUUAAGGACAGAAAUAUAGGGUUAUCUGGAUCUAGGGUUAUCUCGCUUCUUCUUCACCAAAAUCAUUGAUAUUUUCUUUUGGUAAUAUUUUUUUUUCUGGGACGAGAAAAUUAGGGAAAACAAUUUCGAAAAUCAACAGAUUUCUGGAUCUAGAGGUUUUUUUUUUCUUCAUGUUUUUCUUUUAGUAAUAUUUUUGUCUAAGACGGGAAAAUUAGGGGGAAAAAUCGAAAAUCAACAGAUUUCUGGAUCUAUUUUUUUAUGUUUUUCUUUUAGUAAUAUUUUUCUCUAAGACGGGAAAAUUAGGGGGGAAAAUCGAAAAUCAACAAAAUUCUGGAUCUAGGGUAUUUUUUUUCCUGUUUUUCUUUUGGUAAUAUUUUUUCUCUGAGACGGGAAAAUUAGGGGAAAUUUUGAAAAUUAACAAAUUUAUGGCUUUCGAUUCUUUUCCCUGUUGUUUUUCUUUUAGUAAUAUUUUUCUCUGAGACGGGAAAAUUAGGGGGAAAAUUGAAAAUUAACAAAUUUCUGGAUCUAGAUUUUUUCCCCGCUGUUUUUCUUUUUUUGAGACUGGAAAAUUAGGGAAAGGAAAUCGAGAAUCAACAAAUUUCUGGAUCUAGGACUUUUUUUUUUUCGUUGUUUUCUUUUAGCAAUAUUUUCUCUUAGACGAGAAAAUUAGGAAAAAAAAUCGAAAAUCAACAAAAUAAUUGAUGCAAAGAAAAAAGCAAGCGAGAUCCUUGAUUAAGUUUUUCUAAAAGAACUUUUGAGAUCGAACUCUCCAAAAAGCGCAGAUCUACCUGAAUGAAUCUGACCAAAUAAAGACAAACCCUAAUUUUUGCUUUUGAUCCUUCAAAUUGAUUUUUGUUUGUUGUUACUGGACUCGCAAUCUGCAAAAUAGAAAGAAAAAUCUGGUCAAAAUCUAAAGAGAACCGAAUCGAUCGAAAAAAAACUCGUAAAAGUUUCUUUUUUGUUAUUGUUGAUGACGAGAUUUUGACGAGAAAUUGACGAUCUCAAACUGAAGAUGAGCAUGUACAAAUCAAUUGUGUAUCAAAGGGAAGAGGUGUUGGGAUAUGUGGAGAUUUAUCCACGACAACAACAGCAGCUUAAGGAAGAAGAAAUGAAGGAAAUCAGGAUAGAAUAUUUGACGCAAAGCAGUGAGAGAUGUCCUCCAUUGGCAGUGCUUCAUACCAUUACUUGUAAUGGGAUUUGCUUCAAAAUGGAACCAUCAAAGGACAGCAGCUACUCUGCUUCUGAAGAUAUGCCUCGGCUUCAUCUUUUGCACUCUGAAUGUAUCAGAAACAACAAGACUGCAGUAAUGCCUAUGAGGGAUUCUGAGCUCCAUUUGGUUGCAAUGUAUUCUAGGAAUAGCUACAGACCCUGUUUCUGGGGAUUCAAUGUAGGAAGGGGACUCUAUGAUUCUUGUCUUGUCAUGCUGAACCUAAGAUGUCUAGGAAUUGUCUUUGAUCUGGAUGAAACUCUCAUUGUUGCGAAUACAAUGCGCUCCUUUGAGGACAGAAUAGAGUCUUUACAACGAAAGAUAAACACUGAGGUUGAUCCACAACGCGUUGCGGCUCUGAUGGCAGAGGUUAAGCAUUAUCAAGAUGAUAAGACCAUAUUAAAGCAGUAUGCAGAGAAUGAUCAGGUUGUUGAAAAUGGGAAGGUGAUAAAGGUUCAGUCAGAGAUUGUUCCAACCUAUUCUGAUAGUCAUCAACCUAUUAUUCGACCGCUCAUUCGGUUACAAGAGAAAAACAUUAUUCUGACUCGCAUCAAUCCACAGAUUCGUGAUACUAGUGUUCUUGUGAGAUUGAGACCUGCAUGGGAGGAUCUCCGAAGCUACUUGACUGCAAGAGGACGAAAACGGUUUGAGGUUUAUGUUUGUACAAUGGCUGAAAGGGAUUAUGCUUUGGAAAUGUGGAGGCUUCUUGAUCCCGAGUCAAAUCUGAUAAAUUCAAAAGAAUUGUUGGAUCGUAUUGUUUGUGUUAAGGCUGGUUAUAGGAAAUCAUUAUUCAAUGUCUUUCAAGAUGGAAUAUGCCAUCCAAAAAUGGCAUUGGUUAUUGAUGAUCGCUUAAAAGUUUGGGAUCAGAAAGAUCAACCUCGUGUGCAUGUUGUUCCUGCAUUUUCCCCUUACCAUGCCCCUCAAGCUGAAGCAAAUAAUACUAUUCCAGUUCUAUGUGUUGCAAGAAAUGUUGCUUGCAAUAUUAGAGGCGGGUUUUUCAGAGAAUAUGAUGAAGUCCUUUUACAAAGAAUACCUGAAAUUUCAUAUGAAGAUGAUACAAAAGAUAUUCCGUCACCUCCAGAUGUGGGCAACUAUUUGGUCUCUGAGGAUGACAGUUCUGCUUCAAAUGGAAACAAAGAUCAACCUCUGUUUAAUGGUAUGGCAGAUGCUGAGGUUGAAAGAAGACUAAAGGAGGCAAUUUCAGCUGCAUCAACAGUCUCUUCAGCAGCUAUUAACCUAGAUCCAAGGCUUGCUCCUUCGCUACAAUUCACCAUACCAACUCCUAGUUCAGUUCCAUUGCCAAUAGUUCAGUUUUCUGAGGCAGCUCAAGUGAUUACACCAGUGGCUCCUGUUGUGGCCCUUGAACAAAGCUUGCAAAGUUCCCCAGCAAGAGAAGAAGGUGAGGUUCCAGAAUCAGAAUUAGAUCCUGAUACAAGGAGGAGGCUUCUGAUACUGCAGCAUGGGCAAGAUACCAGAGAUCACACACCAGAACCUGCAUUUCCACCUGUAGGACCUAAAAUGCAAGUUCCAAUCCCUCAUGCUCAAUCCUGUGGAAGUUGGUUUCCUGCAGAGGAGGAGAUGAGCCAACGACAACUGAACCGAGCAGUUCCCAAAGAUUUUCCUUUGGAUCCUGAGCGAAUGAAUAUUGAGAAACAUCGACAUCCGCCCUUUUUCCCCAAGUUUGAGAAUUCUAUUCCAUCUGAUAGAAUUCUUCAUGAAAACCGAAGAUUUCAAAAAGAGGCACUUCGAAGAGAUGACCGAUUGGGGUUAAACAAUACAUCUAGUUAUCAUUCUUUUUCAGGUGAGGAGAUACCACUUGGUAGAUCAUCUUCUUUCCACAACGCUCUUGAUUUUGAAUCAGGACAUACUAUUCCAAUUGGAGAAACCCCAGUUGCAGUUUUACAAGAUAUUGCAAUGAAGUGUGGAGCCAAGGUGGAAUUCAGAUCAGCUUUGGUUGCUAGCCUUGACCUGCAAUUCUCCAUUGAGGCUUGGUUUGCCGGGGAGAAAAUCGGUGAAGGGAUUGGUAAAACAAGAAGAGAAGCCCAGUGUCAGGCUGCUGAGGAUUCUAUAAGAUGUUUAGCUGAUACAUAUUUGUCCCAUAUUAAGCCUGAUUCUGGUUCUGCACAAGCUGAUGUAAGUAGGCUGUCCAACAUGAAUGACACUACCUUUCUUGGUAAUAUGAAUUCAUAUGGGAACCAACCAUCAUCUAAAGAGGAAUUUAUGUCGUUUUCAAUUGCAUCAGAAUCACCUAGGCUUGUUGACCCGAGGCUCGAAGGCUCCAAGAGAUCUAUGGGUUCAAUCGCUGUGCUUAAAGAAUUAUGCAUGAUGGAGGGUCUCGGGGUAGCUUUUCAAGCACAGCCUCCGUCUUCAUUUAAUCCAUUGCAGAAUGAUGAAGUAUAUGCACAGGUUGAAGUAGAUGGGCAGGUUUUCGGCAAAGGAACUGGGUUGACAUGGGAAGAGGCUAAAAUGCAGGCUGCUGAAAAGGCCCUUGGAAGUUUAAGAUCAAUGCUUGGUCAAUUUACGCAUAAUCGUCAGAGUUCUCUGAGUUCCUUGCAAGGUAUACAAGGUAAACGUCUAAAGCCAGAGUUUCCACAAGUUCCACAGUGGAUGGCUUCUUACGGUAGAUAUCCCAAGAAUGCUCCUCGGGUUCCCUGAAGACCUAAAAAGCUUUCUUGUAAUCUCGCUCUUUGUUCAUAUUGUGUCUGAAAGCCUAACGGAUGAGAUGUCAUGACUUGAAAUCCACCCGGAAAGCAAGCAGAGAGUUGUUUUACAGAUAGAAUGCGAAGAUUUACAUGCACGAACUCACCAUCUUGUCUUUGCCUCUCAGCGACAACCAAGCUCAAACAGAUGAUGAAUGUGCUAAUGUAUCGGGUUUUUCCCCCUCAAAACGCCUAACAGCCCAACAACGCAGCAAAGGGAGGUGCAGCGGGUGCCACAACAGUCUGCACUCUUCUUUUGUUAAUGCUGCAAAUACUAAAGUCUCCAUACAACUCGGUUGUCUGCAGAAAGAGUUCAGUAAAAAUAUUAUGGAGGCCCUUGUACUUAAGUGUCAGAUUGCGUUUUGCCGCCUUUACUAAAAAAUGGGCAACUUAGUUCUUGAAUAUUAGAUCAAACAGCAAACUGUUUUUUUCUUUUAAAAUUUUCAUUUAUUUCUACUAUUAAAAAUUGACAUAGCUGAUAGAAUAACCAAAUAGUGACAUGUGGCGUCACAUGUACCUUAUCCUGACAUACAUGUACCCGUUUUUAACUAUGGAAAUGAAUAAAUUUUUUUAAUAGAAA